UACAGUCGCCAGAGAGAAUCACUUCCUGGAGAGAGUGUUUGUGCUGCUGGUUUAUUUUUUUCAGUGUGUCGUGUGUGUGUGUGUGUGUGUUUGUUGUUAAACCUCUCAGACACCGCGGUUUUACUCUCUAUCAUGGUUUAUAGCUGCUGUCCGAACUGACUGCUGUCUGCUCUGGUAUGGAGUCCCCAGCCGUGGAUGAUGAUAUCUGUAUCCUGAAGCACGAGACAGCGUACGGGCCGACCGAGAGCCCGGUGUCCGUGUGUGCCGGCGAUGAGUCCGUGGCGUCUCACUUCGCGCUGGUCACGGCGUACGAGGACAUCAAGAAGAGGCUGCGAGACACGGAGAAGGAGAACGGGCUGCUGCGGAGGAGAGUCAAACAGCUGGAGGACAAGCAUUUCCGUCCGGAAGCGCCUCCGUCUGAAGGGCCGCAGUACAUGAACAAAGCCUUCAGCGCGUACCGCGGUAUCUACUUCGAGAAGGAGGACCUGCAGAUGGAGCUGAAUAAAGUGAAAAAGGAGAAAGUGGAUUUAGAGCGUGUUCUGACGGAGCAGCUGCAGGCCAGAGAGCUGGAGCUUCUGCAGCUGAAGUCAGAGAUGGACACGAGACAAGUCAUGAGGAGUCUGACGGAUACAGCGGAUUACUGGCAGGUGGACACAAAGAUCCAGUCGCUGCAGGAGCAGCUGGAGCGCUUACAGAUAGAGAAUAAUGCUCUGCACAAGCUCUGCCGGGCCGGACAGGAUUCCUCUGAAAACUGUGUAGUUCGUGAUGAUCAGUCUCAUGAAGAAAUGACAGACUUCAGGACGAUUGCCAUCGUACAGUCGUAUCAGGACGUCCUCAGUGAAGUGUCACGUUUGCACUCGGCCGUUCGGUCGCAGUCAGACCUGGUGAGGAAGCUGAGAGAGAGGCCAGUGCACAUGCUCAGAAGAGCUGCUUCAACUGUUCCAGUGCAGUGUCUGGACGACGUGGAGAGGACCCGCGAGCCGACGGCCCGUCCUCCCAGCGCGCCUCCGCUGCCCUCGGCCUCACAGGACCUGCAGGAGAACUGCUUGAAGGAUCCGCUGUGGAUCCCGCGUCCGGCUCCUCUGGGCAGCCCCGGCGUGCGGAUCAAUCCCCCUCUGCGGAUGGGCUCGCUGGACGACAGCUCGUGGUCCUUCCCCAGCACUCCGAGACCGAACGACGCGCUCUUCUGGGACCACUCCAAGUCCAAAAGCCCGGCCGCCGAUUGGACCCAACCAUACUGAGUCACAGUCCCGCCACAUGACACCUGACCUGCCUUAACACGCCCCUCUCUGGAUGAUCCCGGAUGAUCAAAUACCUCGAGCUGUGACGUCUGAGGAGCGGGAAACCAAAAGACCUGGAGCUGGACGUGCGUGUGUUUGUCCUCAACAUAUACUUGUGAUUUCACUAUAGUAGAUCCUGUACGCUUCUGUUCCUCUCCUGUGAACGGUGGUUGUAGAGCAGUGAUGGCACACACUCCAUUAUAUUAUACUUCAGUGGAUCAUGUCUUGUAUUAUGAAUGUAUACAGGGAAAGUUUUAGUAGUUCAAGCACUCACACUGGAGGACGAGAGGUUUGUUUCUUUAGGAACACGUCUGUCAUGUGUUUAUGCCCAUACGAUACUGCUGUUCAAAUCCGUUCUUUCAAAGAAAUCAAAGAAAAUGUUUUAGUGUUUAGAUUUAGUCAAUAAAUGAGGGGAACAGGUACAUGUGUAAGCUAUUUUCCUUUAAACAGGAUCCCACGAUCAACCUGGAGAUAUCACCAAAAAUUUAGGAUUGUGAUAUAUAUUUAUAAUCUAACAAUUUCCCUGAUAUAUAUAUAUAUAUAUA
Messenger RNA from Ctenopharyngodon idella (grass carp), 1825 nucleotides. It is a transcript of the gene azi2, whose product is annotated as 5-azacytidine induced 2. The record is from RefSeq and is a predicted model, not a curated record. NCBI's taxonomy places the organism in Eukaryota, Metazoa, Chordata, Actinopteri, Cypriniformes, Xenocyprididae. Bases 177 to 1241 code for a protein of 354 amino acids. Gene Ontology annotation, biological process: canonical NF-kappaB signal transduction. Gene Ontology annotation, cellular component: cytoplasm. The transcript has 8 exons.